ACACCAUGAAAAAUUCAAAAUUUCAGCCAAGCACAUCAUAGAAGUGAGAUUCAAAAAAAAUAAUUCAAGGUUUUGUGUCUAAAUUCUGUUGCCAAGGUGGAAAAUUUGAACAUUUGUUUUCGUGUUUCAUUUUAAAGUCGAAUUUUUGAUAAAAUGGAAAACGCGAAUUUAAAAAGAAAUAGAUGUUUGAGUUUUGGGCCCGAAGAAAAGGUUCUCAUAGCCAAUAUUUGUGCGAAAUACAAAGGAACACUAGAAAAUAAAAAAACGGACCAUAUAUCUACUCGCAAAAAGAACUCGGUGUGGGAUAAAAUUACCGCGGAAGUAAAUGCCUCGAACAACUCUGGCAUAUUCCGAUCCAAAGAUGUUCUGAGGCGCUUUUAUGAGAAUAGGAAGAGGGAGGUGAGGAAAAUUGCAGCAGAAGAAAAAAAAGAACUUUAUAAGACUAGUGGUGGUAGAGCAUUCCUACCAAAAAAAGAUAAAUGCCAUGACAUUUUUCUUUCAUUAAUGAAUGGAAAAACAAUUUACGGUUUAGAAUGUGAGGUAGGAGGUGAUGUAGAACCUGAUAAUGAAAAUUCUGGAUCAAAUGAUGAAACUGUGCCCUCAUAUUUACUGGAGCCAUCAAAAUCACAGACUUCAAAAAUACCAGAGAUUGCAUUCGCACAUGUUGAAACAAUUUCAAAUCAAGUCGAUGAUUUUAACAAUGAAUCUUGGAAAAAAUAUGUGCCAACCGAUUUAUUGACGCCGAUCUCUGAGCGUUUGAGAGUUCCAGAGGUUCAGUCGGUUCUGGAAGAAGAUACUCCUUCAGUAUCUGGGAACCAAGAAAAUAAAAAAAGGAAAUAUGAUGGUGUUCCUUUGGAUACACCAUCUAGGAGGAGACCAACUACAGUGGUAAAGGCUCUAACACGUACAGAGUUCAGGGAAAAAUACAACUUGCUCCUUGAUAAGAGAUUGCAUCUCAUAAAGAAACAAGAGGAAAAAAUCGACGAAGAAAUUAUUUCAAUAAAAGCAGCUCAAGAAGCGAAAGUUAAACUUGAUGCCUUGGAAUAUAAAAUAAAAUUGGAGCAACUGAAAGUUCUGCAGUCACAGAAUCGAAUCCAGUGUGGAACACAAGGGGCGCCUGAUCCCUCUGGAAGAUAACUUGGAAACAAUUCCAAAUUGAUUUUCUUAAGUUAAUUAUGUUGAGAAAAAUAAAAAUUGAUAUUUCAA
This is a messenger RNA of Coccinella septempunctata (seven-spotted ladybird), 1206 nucleotides long. RefSeq lists its product as uncharacterized. The transcript is spliced from 4 exons. NCBI's taxonomy places the organism in Eukaryota, Metazoa, Arthropoda, Insecta, Coleoptera, Coccinellidae. The record is from RefSeq and is a predicted model, not a curated record. The coding region runs from base 154 to 1137 and encodes 327 amino acids.